Messenger RNA from Hypoxylon fragiforme, 1281 nucleotides. RefSeq names its product Brix-domain-containing protein. Bases 275 to 1171 code for a protein of 298 amino acids. Gene Ontology annotation, molecular function: rRNA primary transcript binding; snoRNA binding. Gene Ontology annotation, biological process: rRNA processing. The record is from RefSeq and is a predicted model, not a curated record. NCBI's taxonomy places the organism in Eukaryota, Fungi, Ascomycota, Sordariomycetes, Xylariales, Hypoxylaceae. The transcript is spliced from 3 exons. Gene Ontology annotation, cellular component: Mpp10 complex; nucleolus; small-subunit processome.
UACCCACCUUUUCUUUUUCUAUGCACUAUCGGAGCUUGAUACCUAGUAGCCUCCGACUCCAAAUUUUCUCUGAUGCGAAAGUUCAACAUUGAACAUUUGAACUUCGUCGAUUCGCAACUUUCUUUAUCCUUCUCCAGGUCUUUAAGAGAAGAACAUAUAUCUUUUUAAUACGCACUGUCAACACUUAACAUUGCUGUAUAAACUACAAGAUCUGUAUAUGCAACUGUUUAAGUUAUAAUCUCUUUUCAAACAGCCUACCUUACCAAGAAUAACCAUGAUUCGUAAACAAGCACGUCAACGCCGUGACUAUCUGUAUAGGAGGGCUUUACUAUUGCGCGACUCAGAAAUCAGUGAAAAAAGGGCAAAACUUAGAGCAUCUUUAGCCACCGGCAGGCCUUUAGAUCCAUCUAUCGCAAAUGAUAAGGACUUAAGGAAAGACUUUCAAUUUGAUGAAUCGCGACCCGAGCGAAGCACAAACGAAGAAUUAGAUCUCGACGAUGAAUAUUCACAGCUUUCUGGGAUAGUUGAUCCUCGAGUUCUCGUUACCACCUCAAGAGACCCAUCCGCUCGCUUGUCAGCAUUCGCCAAGGAAAUUCGACUGUUGCUCCCCACUGCCAUCCGACUGAAUCGCGGGAAUUUAAUCCUCCCAGACCUCGUCAGAUCAGCACAGGCCGGUGGUCUUAGCGACUUGCUUCUUCUCCAUGAGCAUCGUGGUGUUCCAACAGCGUUGACGUUGUCCCACUUCCCCCAUGGGCCAACAAUAUCGUUUUCUCUGCACAACGUCGUGUUGCGUCAUGAUAUCCCUAACAGCAUUCGAGGAACCGUUAGCGAGUCGUACCCACACUUGAUAUUCGACGGCUUUACUUCUCGUCUUGGUGAGAGAGUCGUUAAGAUUUUGAAGCAUAUAUUCCCACCCCGUGAGCCCCUCACAACUAAGGACAAGCUCGGGAGUCGCAUAGUUACAUUUAAAAACAUAGAAGAUUCGAUCGAAGUGCGACAUCAUGUUUUCGUAAGGACCGGAUACGAUAGCGUUGAGUUGUCCGAAGUUGGUCCCCGAAUGACGAUGAAGGUUUUCGAGAUCCGAAGUGGUACGUUGGAGAACAAAGAUGGCGACGUCGAGUGGCAUUUGAAUCAGUACACAAGGACUAGCCGCAAGAAGGACUACCUUUGAGCCCCUACAAACCUGGGUACUUUUGAAGCAUGUUCUACGGCCUCAGACGAAUACAUGGCGCCAUGGAGAAUGGUGCACCUCCAUUCGGAUCCAGGCAAACCUCCAGAUGA